Capronia coronata CBS 617.96 is the source of this 3783-nucleotide messenger RNA. Its product is annotated as DNA-directed RNA polymerase II subunit RPB2. Gene Ontology annotation, biological process: DNA-templated transcription. The record is from RefSeq and is a predicted model, not a curated record. The transcript has a single exon. Gene Ontology annotation, molecular function: ribonucleoside binding; DNA-directed RNA polymerase activity; DNA binding. NCBI's taxonomy places the organism in Eukaryota, Fungi, Ascomycota, Eurotiomycetes, Chaetothyriales, Herpotrichiellaceae. The coding region runs from base 1 to 3783 and encodes 1260 amino acids. Gene Ontology annotation, cellular component: RNA polymerase II, core complex.
AUGGCGGACUAUGGAGAUGUAAAAUAUGAAGCGAACGGAUACUCUGGAGAGGAUGGUGCCUACGAAGAUGCAGAGGCAGGCGAACAAGACAUCACUUCUGAAGACUGCUGGAAAGUCAUCAGUUCAUUCUUCGACGUCAAACAACUGGCUUCCAUGCAAAUAGACUCCUUCAACCACUUUAUGCGAUCGGGCCUACAGGAUCUGGUGAACGAGAAGGGUGGCGUCACUCUGGACCACGCACAGAAUGUCGACGAAGAUGAUCCGAAUCCUGUCGUGGUUAAGAGACACGAGGUGAAAUUCGGCAAGGUCACACUGAGCAAACCUAAUAUGGUCGAGGGCGAUGGCGUUACCACCGAUUGCAUGCCACACGAGGCGCGUCUGCGAAGCUUAACCUAUGCGAGUCCAGCCUUUGUGAAGAUGACGAGGCGAACUUAUUAUGCAAAAGAGAAACCAUGGGAUGACGCGGGCGCUGACGAAGGUGUCAUGAAAGAGGAUGGGAGCCAGCUGUACUGGCGAGAGGGCACAGAAGAGGACGAUUUCGAUCCAGAGCGAGAGGUCUACAUUGGCAAGAUUCCUAUCAUGGUCCGAAGCAUGACGUGCCACCUCAUGAGCGACCGAUUCCAGAGCGAAAAAGAUCUGUUUGCCUGGGGAGAAUGUCCAUACGACCAGGGCGGCUAUUUCAUCAUCAACGGCAGCGAAAAGGUGCUCAUCGCGCAGGAACGAAGCGCUGGCAAUAUUGUGCAGGUCUUCCAGAAAGCUGCACCCGCUCCAUUCACGCAUCUUGCCGAGAUCCGAUCUGUCAUUGAUCGUGGUGCGCGUAUGAUGUCUCAAUGCACAGUCAAACUCUUCCGACGUGUUGAUGGUCCCGAGGGCACGAAGAUUGACAACCCAAUCCGUGUUCAGCUUCCCUAUGUCAAGCAGGACAUUCCACUCGUCAUCGUUUUCCGUGCACUGGAUAUUGUCUCCGAUGCUGACAUCCUGGAAAAGAUCUGCUUUGAUCAAAGUGAUAAAGAGAUGAUGGAUAUGUUGAUGGGUUCUCUUCAAGAGGGCCAACCUAUCCAGGGUGCUGAUUUGGCGCGAGACUUCAUUGCUCGUAGAGGCAACGUGCCUUCCCUGAAGAGUCAUGAGCGACAAAAGCACGCUACCGAUAUUCUUCAGAAGGAAUUCCUGCCUCAUAUUGGACAAGGCCCAGAUGCUACUGCUCGAAAGGCAUUCUUCCUGGGGUACAUGGUCAAUCGCCUCCUGAAGUGUGCUCUUGGACGUGCUGAACCAGACGAUCGAGAUCAUCUUGGAAAGAAGCGACUAGACUUGGCCGGUCCAUUGAUGACGAAUCUAUUCCGGCUGCAGUUUGACAAGGCCACGAAAGACUUCUACCGCUACAUGCAGAAGCGUGUGGAAUCGGGUCAGCCGAUCAACAUUAUGGCAGGUUUCAAGCAUCCAAUCAUAACCAGUGGCCUCAAAUAUUCAUUAGCCACUGGCAACUGGGGCGAUCAGAAGAAACUGGACAAGGCGAAGGCCGGUGUCUCUCAGGUGCUCAGUCGAUAUACCUUUUCAUCCACCCUCUCACAUCUUCGGAGAACCAAUGCACCCAUUGGUCGUGAAGGCAAAAUCGCCAAACCCCGUCAAUUGCACAACACCCACUGGGGUUACGUGUGUCCGGCAGAGACGCCAGAAGGACAGGCUUGUGGUUUGGUCAAGAAUCUUUCGCUCAUGUCAAUGGUCACAAAUUCCUACGAGACCGGGCCUUUGCUCAACUAUGUGAUGACCAAGCAUGUCGAAGCCCUUGAAGAUUGGGAGCCUCGCCUUAACCCGCGGGCGACCAAGAUCUUCGUUGACGGGGUCUGGUUCGCUGUGGUGCUGCGAGAUCCGAAACGUUUGGUAGAUGACCUCCGCAAGCUACGGCGAAAGGGCGUCUUCGACUCUCACGUCAGCUUGGUGUGGGAUAUUCGAGAGAAGGAGUUCAAGAUAUCAGGAGAUUCCGGAAGAAUUGUACGACCAUUAUUCGUCGUCGAAACCGAUCGCUCUUCAGAAAAUCUAGGUAACCUGGUCCUGAACAAAGAGCACAUCAACAAACUCGAUCAAACAGCAUACUUGAAAGAAAGUGGCUUCCAAUGGACCGAUGAGAUCAGACCCUACGGAUGGACGGACCUCCUCGAAUCGGGAGUUGUCGAAUACCUGGAUGCCGAAGAAGAGGAGACGGCCAUGAUUUGCAUGACGCCUGAAGCCCUGGCCGAUUCGAAAGCCAGAUGGCUCGGAAUGGAGAUUGAGAACGAGGAUGACCCCUUGAGGAGGAACGACCCGCUGCUGAAUCCUCACGCCCACACAUUUACUCAUUGCGAAAUUCAUCCGAGUAUGAUCCUAGGCGUCUGCGCCAGUAUCAUUCCCUUCCCUGACCACAAUCAAUCACCCCGUAAUACUUACCAAUCGGCCAUGGGCAAACAGGCCAUGGGUGUGUUCCUCACGAACUUUGACCAGCGUAUGGAGACCAUGGCGAACAUUCUUUACUACCCGCAGAAGCCGCUGGCACGGACAAUGGCCAUGGACUACCUCAAGUUCCGAGAACUGCCAGCCGGCCAAAACGCCAUUGUUGCGAUUGCAUGUUACUCGGGGUACAACCAAGAAGAUUCCGUCAUUAUGAACCAGAGCUCCAUUGACCGUGGACUUUUCCGGUCGCUCUUCUACCGAACGUAUCAAGAUUCAGAAAAGAGCGUGGGACAUUCGGUGGUCGAGCAAUUUGAGAAGCCCACCAGAUCCGACACGCUUCGCCUCAAACACGGCACUUACGACAAGAUCGACGAGGAUGGCAUCGUAGCUCCAGGUGUUCGCGUCAGCGGUGAAGACAUCAUCAUGGGCAAGACUGCACCGAUGGCCCCUGACGCCGAAGAACUUGGCCAGCGGCUGAAGCAACACAUCAAGCGCGACGUCUCGACGCCCCUUCGGUCCACGGAAUCCGGAAUCGUCGACCAAGUCAUGCUCACGACCACCGCUGAAGGACAUCGCUUCGCCAAAGUCCGAGUUCGAACCACAAAGGUACCUCAGAUCGGCGACAAAUUCGCGUCCCGCCACGGUCAAAAGGGGACUAUCGGCAUCACAUACCGGCACGAAGAUAUGCCCUUCACGAGGGAAGGCAUUGUGCCUGACCUGAUCAUCAACCCGCACGCCAUCCCGUCUCGAAUGACGAUUGCCCACUUGAUCGAAUGCCAGCUAUCUAAGGUUGCGACACUCCGUGGCGACGAAGGCGACGCCACGCCCUUCACCAAGGUCACGGUGACGCAGGUGUCCGAACUCCUGCGCACCAUGGGCUACCAGUCUCGCGGAUUCGAGGUCAUGUACAACGGCCACACGGGUCGCAAGAUGGUGGCGCAAGUCUUCCUGGGCCCAACGUACUACCAGCGCCUGCGACACAUGGUCGACGACAAGAUCCACUCGCGCGCCCGUGGCCCGACCCAGAUCCUGACCCGACAGCCGGUGGAGGGUCGUGCCCGGGACGGUGGGCUGCGGUUCGGCGAAAUGGAGCGCGACUGCAUGAUCGCCCACGGUGCCAGCUCGUUCUUGAAGGAGCGGCUGUUUGAUGUCUCCGAUCCGUUCAGAGUCCAUGUCUGCGACAUCUGCGGGCUGAUGACGGUCAUCGCCAAGCUCAAGAAGAAUACGUUCGAGUGCAAGAACUGUAACAACAAGAACAAGAUCAGCCAGAUCUAUCUGCCCUAUGCUGCCAAAUUGCUGUUCCAGGAGCUGUGGGCCAUGAACAUCGCUGCCAGGCUGUAUACCAAGAGAAGUCGCUAG